GUCCACAGCGACAAGCACCGGGACCGAGCGCGAGGACGAUCGUCGAUCGCGGGGCACACGCGCAUCGCGCGCAGAUCACCACCACGACGAUCGACGACGGUAUGAAGGAAGCACACACCACGACCGAAGGCGCGAGGAGGACGACGACUGGCGAUCACACGCAUCGUACGCGUCGCAUGCGACGCAUUAUGAGCGGAGGCCACACCGCGAUGGCCGACGGCGCGACGCACGGCGACACGAGGGAUGCCACGAUCGUGAUGAACAAGUGGACGAGAGGGCAAGUACACGGUCAAAAAUAGUAAUGCCCACGUUCACAGGGACGGAUCCAGACGCAUGGUUGAGUCGAGCUGUGCAAUUUUUUGAGAUCAAUGAUGUGCCAAGGUACGAAAGGGUUCAAAUUGCUGCUUAUCAUCUUGAUGGAGAAGCAAACGUAUGGUGGCAAUGGGUGAUGCACAAGAACCAUGGCGAGCACAUGCGUUGGAGGGAUUUCGAAAAAGAGCUCAUCACAAGGUUCGGCUCAAGUGACUACCACGAUUACAAUGAAGCCUUGUCGAGAAUCAAGCAAGUCAGAAGUCUGAGGGAGUAUCAAAAGGAGUUCGAGCGCAUUGCUAGUAGAGUGAGGGAUUGGCCUGAGAGUGCACUAGUAGGGACGUUCGUUGGAGGGCUUAAAGCCGAACUAGCAGCCGAGGUGAGAUUGGACAGGCCAGGAUCGAUGCGAGCAGCUAUAGAGUCGGCUAGACUGCACGAAGAUCAUCUCAUGGCAGUACGCAAGGCGAAGCCAAGCGACGUGCGAACAGAGACCAAGCGCACGAACGCUACGACUGAGGAGCUAACGGCGCGAACCGAAGGCAAGCCGUUGGGCGAGGUUGUUCGAAUGACAAGCAACAUAAGGCGGCUUACUGACGAAGAGAUGCAGCGACGACGAGAAAAAGGCCUUUGCUAUUCGUGCAAUGAAAAAUUCACACCAGGUCACAA
Molecule: messenger RNA, 975 nt
Organism: Striga hermonthica
Lineage: Eukaryota; Viridiplantae; Streptophyta; Magnoliopsida; Lamiales; Orobanchaceae
Source: the annotation of a GenBank genome assembly